ACGUAUUCGAUUAUUGACAUUUCGUGUUAUGGAAAGUAAUGGAAACUCUCAUAUUUUAUAUUUUACUUACUUAUUAUUUAAAGUGCUAAGAUAUAACUAUUUUGUAAAAAUAUAAGCUAUCAUAAUAGUGAAAUUGACGGGAUAUUUAAAGCAUGUCAAUUUGGAAUCCUGGACUUAAAAAUGUGGUUGACGAUCAAUCUGAAUUUUUAAGCGAUUUUCCCAAGAAAUCAUUUAGUAAAAUUGAUGCUACAUCAAAACUACAAGUAAUUCAAGCUCUAGAUAAUGGUCAAUGUAAAUCUGAUAUAGCUAGAGAGUAUGGUGUUCACCCUCAGACUAUUUUAUCUAUUUACAAACAGAAAGACGCAAUAAUAAAAAAAUACAACCAGAAAUAUAACCUUCUUAAGGAAAUCUGCAGUCUUAAUUUAGAACAAAACCUUCUUGAUUGGUUUGAACAACAAUUUAAGAGUGGAAAUGUUAUCACUGAAGAUCAACUUCGUACUAAGGCACAAGAUAUACUCAAGGGAUUAAGUGAAAAGUUUACUAGUAUUGAUGACUGGCUGUUAAGCUUUCGUACAAGACAUAAUAUAUCCAAAUAUUCAUCUGAUGAUAUGUACGGCGAAAAAGCUAAAGAAGAUUGGAAAAGGUUUCUGACCAAUUCUCAGCCAAAUGAUGUUUAUUUGGGAGGUGUUUGUGCAUUAUCACACAACCUUGACUAUGCUAGCUACCUAAAUGGCCAACAUGCUGAAAGUUAUGUUUCCCUACUGCUCUUGGUGAAUGCAUUAGGAACUGACAAAAAGGAAGUAGCAGUGGCAGGCAAAGAAUCAAUGGAAACGGAAAUACAUGUUAGAAGUUUACCAGUCUCUUAUUACUAUUGUCUAAAUUCACAAAUUAAUUAUUCCAUUAUACAGAAUUACUUAACUAAGUGGAAUAAUGAGCUGGCUUCUAAAGGAAACCAUGUCACUUUGGUACUUGAUGUGCCGGAAAGCAUGAUUAACAGUAUGAAAUUUGAAAAUAUAAGAGUACUUGGUACAACAGAACUAAGCUAUGUGACAAACAUUUUAGAAAAGGUAGUGGAGUGUUUCAAGUAUCACUAUCGAAGAUUGCAAAUUAGUAGAAGUUUAACUUAUGGUAAAGACAACUCAACAUUCAUGGAUUAUGUACAUAUGAUGGGUAUGGCAUGGCACAACAUACCACAAAAAUAUAUCCAGAGCCUAAGCUAUCCUCCUGGAGAUGGCAGUUUAUUCUUUAAUGUCAAAGAAGAUAGUGAUAAUGAUCAUAGUUUAUCACGAUGGUGUAAGAUGUAUAACAUACCUCUGAAUUAUGACCAAUGUCCAAGUUCAUUGGACAUGAUUAUUUUUUGUGACAAGAAAUUGCCAUGUAUUUUUCGAGGGCAACUGGAUGAAAAUAUGCAAGCUACUGAUGUGUUCAGUCAGAAAGUAUGCAAUUCAACCUCAGGAAUGGAGGCCUACCAGGCUAUGAAAAGAAUUGUUUCUUAUUUACAAGGGGAGAAUGCAGGAAGUUCUAUCAUGAAAUAUGCCAAAUAUUUGGAAAAUCAUCUUGAAUAUGGAGCUCUCCUACACAUGCACCAAAUUAUAGCUAGUACAAAUGAUUCCAUUUAAAAUAAAAUAUUGUUCUAAAGAAAA
Messenger RNA from Spodoptera frugiperda (fall armyworm), 1643 nucleotides. Its product is annotated as tigger transposable element-derived protein 6. The record is from RefSeq and is a predicted model, not a curated record. Gene Ontology annotation, molecular function: DNA binding. The coding region runs from base 153 to 1619 and encodes 488 amino acids. NCBI's taxonomy places the organism in Eukaryota, Metazoa, Arthropoda, Insecta, Lepidoptera, Noctuidae. The transcript has a single exon.